AGAUGGACUUUUUGUUCCACACUUCCACCAAGAAAAGGUAUGAUUGUAUAGUGUGCCCCUAAUUUACCCCCGUACCCCCACCCUGCAGGACCAUUACUGAUGCACAAGAAUCAUAUUCUAAGCCUAACAAUAAUACUUCCAGUAGCCUCAUAUCGUACUGUAAUCUUACCCCUUUUUGCUUAUCCUAAAAAAUACAGUAUUUCUUACUGAUAAAGAGAAAAAUUGAAGCCCUAAUUUUGGUAGCAAUGUUGGAUCCGGCGACUGAUUUGGUACCGCCACCUUCUUCUCCUACAAUUUCAUCUGUUUCUUCGUCUGAUCUCGACACUGAGUCUACAGGUUCAUUUUUCCAUGAUCGGAGUAUAACAUUAGGGACACUCAUGGGAGUUACAUUCCAGGCGAUCACGUUCAGAGCUCCGUCGAUGACUCAAAACCGUCAGUCGAUCGUUGAGAGCUCCGACGGCGCGGGGAGUACUUCUCGGAAGAACAGGAAAUCGAAGAAGAGUAGAGUAGCGGCGGUGGAAGAGGAGGAACGACGGCAUUGCCGAAGGCGGAGGUGGUGGAGGCUUUGUAGAGAUGAGUGUGAUUCCAAGCCUGCGUCACUAGGAGAGUAUCUAGAAGUCGAACGGAGGUUGGGAGACGGAGCAUUUGACGGCGGUGCAGCCGCUGCAGCGGCGGAACUUGAAGGUGUUGUUAUCGAUGCUCAGCCAACAAACGGAAGGACGUUAUUCGCCGACGGGAGAGUUCUGCCGCCGGUGGAAGUUGAGGAAGAGUCAUCGUCGGCGGGAGCUUUGGGGUUGUGUAGAUUCUCGGUGGCGUCGCUUUCGGGAAUCUGUAGCCGUGGUGCUGGCUGUGUUGGGUAAGCAUUAAAAUGGGACUUAUCAUUAAAUUUUUGAUUCGUCAUUAAUUAGUGUAAACUUUGUCAUUAAAUAUAGUGAUUAAGAAGAUGCCUGAACGCAAAGAAUGAAAGAAUCAGAAAAAGCAUACAGUAAAUCGUCCUUUAUUAGUGACUCUCUGUUUAUUCUCAUUAUCUUUAUCGUCAUGAUAUUUAUUUGGAUUUAUUUAUUUAUUCUAUUAAGUAAAGGCAAGUUUCUGACCCUAGUAAUUGUCAGGAUGUGAGAAACUCUGGGCUAAGGAAAGAAAA
Solanum stenotomum is the source of this 1141-nucleotide messenger RNA. RefSeq lists its product as uncharacterized. Lineage: Eukaryota; Viridiplantae; Streptophyta; Magnoliopsida; Solanales; Solanaceae. The coding region runs from base 246 to 860 and encodes 204 amino acids. The record is from RefSeq and is a predicted model, not a curated record. The transcript is spliced from 2 exons.